AUGAGUGAGACGCUAGAAGAACGUCUUAAGAAGAACUCUUCAGCAUUCGAUGGACUUCUUUCAUUGAUUCCAUCGAAGUAUUACUACGAUGACGACACCCAGGAACAAUGGAGACAAAAAAAACAAACGAAAGAGCAGCUACGCAAGAACAAGAAAUUGAAGCUUGAUCCAGAAAGUCAGAACGACAAGAGUUUGACCGCUGCCGACGUUUUAAAAAAGAAAGCCGCAGAUGCCAAACCGGUCCAGUUGCCGAGUGUUGCUAUGUCAGGUUUAAUGGCGUUGAAACCAUUGAAUGAUGACAAUGAAGAUGAAGAAGAAGAUGAUGAUGAUCAAUUGAUCAAAUCUGAUGAUGAUGAUGUAACAAUCAUUUACGAUGACGAGGGUAACGAAAUUGAAUUGGGGUCCCCAAAGGAACAAGAACAACAUGAAGCGGUGAAAAAGAACAAUGGUAAGAAGGAAUUGAGUCCCGAAGAAAAAAAAAAAAAAGAGGAGAAUAUGAGUAAAUUGAAAGCCAAAUUACAACAGAAGAUCGAGACCAUGAAGGCGAAAAGAAAGGCUCCUGGUAGUAAAGCUCCUGGCGCCCCAAAAUCCAGAGAGCAGAUUUUAGAGGAACGUCGCAAGAAGCAAGAACAAAGAGACUUGUUGAAACGUAAAAGAGAGGAUGACGAGGAGGAAGAGGAGGAUGAGGAGGAUGAGGAUGAAACAAUGGGCCAGAUUGAUAGUGAUGUGGAUAGUGAUAAUGAAGAAGCAAAAGCGAGUGAAGAAAACGGGGUGUUAUUUCAAAACAUUAUCUUCAAUGAUGGUGAUAGAACUACAUCGGAUCUUACAAAGCUUCGAAAAAUGAAAAAAAAGAAAGGUCCAGCUAAUAGAGACAUCAAAGCCCAUCUUAAGAAAGUUCAAAUAAAGAAGGACAAGUAUGCCAGAAUGGACGAAACUUCCCGUAAAGAAGCUGAAGAAAAGGACAAAUGGAAUAGGAUGCUCCAAAAGGCUGAGGGUGUGAAGGUCAAGGACGAUGAAAAGAUGUUGAAGAAAGCUUUGAAGAACAAAGAAAGAUUGAAGCGGAAAAGUGAGAACCAGUGGUAUGAGCGUAAAAAUACCGUGAAGAAGAAUGUUCAAGAUAGACUCCGUAUUCGUGAAGAGAAUCUUCAAAUUAGAAAGGAGAAUAAAGGGGUGAAGCGCAACCAGCAGAAGAAGCAGAUCAGGAAGUUCCAAGGUCCAAAGGCCAAAAAGGGAAAGAAGAAGAAGGCUGGGUUUUGA
This is a messenger RNA of Saccharomycopsis crataegensis, 1257 nucleotides long. It is a transcript of the gene RRP14, whose product is annotated as ribosome biosynthesis protein RRP14. The record is from RefSeq and is a predicted model, not a curated record. Gene Ontology annotation, molecular function: DNA binding; RNA binding. Gene Ontology annotation, biological process: ribosomal small subunit biogenesis; ribosomal large subunit biogenesis. Gene Ontology annotation, cellular component: nucleolus. The transcript has 2 exons. Bases 1 to 1257 code for a protein of 418 amino acids. NCBI's taxonomy places the organism in Eukaryota, Fungi, Ascomycota, Saccharomycetes, Ascoideales, Saccharomycopsidaceae.